UUGCUACCGCUUUUUCAUGUCAGAUGGGCCAUCGUGACAGGGUGAAUUAAAUGUAAUAUUAACUCCCUUACACUUUGCUCGCUUGAUACAGUCUAGCCCUGUUUUGAGGCACAAAGCAAUCCCCGCUCUAUUGACUUCAGGAAAGAACACAGAAUUUUAAGUUAAAUGAAGCAUGGAAGUUCCUCAAAGAAUGGUGUGGAAUCAAAACACCUUUUUGCUUGUAUUACUUCUGACUGACGAUGUGAUCGAGCUGGACGGUGAGUGUAGCACUUAAAACUCUGUCACAUCCUCAGAUCCCUCGUUUCUAUUAUAUAAACAUCAAAAGAAACGUUAGUUUUUAGUCAGUUUUAUUGUGACUUAGAUUUUAGCAUUCAGUCGAAGAGUGAUCGGGGUAAAUACACCCGAGAUUGAUUUUUCCAAGUAGCCUGAAGCUGAAGCUUGAAACUGCACAUUCGUGGCACGUUCUAAAGCUGAUUUCUCAGCUCUUCGUAGCUAUCUGAGGAUAAAUCUUAUAAAAUCCAUGGGAUUCACUUGUUUCCGGCCGCAUUAUCGCUGGAAAUAACUUCUUGGAUACUGCUAUUGAUAACAUAGUCCCAACAUUUUAAUUUGCGCCCAAAACUCAUUCUUAAAAACAAGAGUGAUUCGGUGCUGAAGAGGGUAAGAAAAAUAUAAAUAGCAAGACUUUUAAAAAUGUUCUUUCCGGCCAUCCAGCAUGAAAAGUGGAAGAUAAUUUAAGCAACACAUGUUUAUUAAUUCAAAGUAGAACUUUGGGGUUUGCUUCGAUCUCAUUCCUUGAAUUUCUAUCAGCUGUGCGGUAGCUCACUCAUAUCGUGAUAGAUUUCCGCCCCUCUUGUUUUAUUCUAACUUAGUGAUUCGCAUAUUAAUUAAUCACCUCCUUGCGGUGUGCCUCGGUUUCGACGAUCUGCCUCUAAGAAGCAAGGAAGACAGGAGACUGGACGAAUCAGUGCCCUCAUAAUAGGAAGGGAUGAAGGCAAAACCUUGCGAGCGUGCAGCUUCACAGAAGCGGACGGCUAAUUUCAGAUAACACUGAGAAAGAGAUCACGAAGGGCUGCCGAAAAGAGCUGCUCCUUGAAGAACCUUCACUUCCCGAUGAAUGGCGCCAAGGCUUUUUAAUUGACAGCACCGCGAAAACUUGCUUCCGUCCCAUCAGCAUCUUCGCUCCCCUUCCCAACAGGCCACUGGGGAAAGCCCCCUCUUCUUGAGCUUUCCGGAUCCGUCUUUCUCGGCGUCCGCUCCACCUGCAAGCAACUCGGUCGUUUCAAAGCAACACGCUGCUGAGCGGCCACAUUCCCCUGCCGCUGAUAAAGGGGAGGUGGUGGGGGGCGGCAUUGGGAAAAGAAAAAAAGAAAGGAGGGGGGAAGGACGGACGGAGGAAGAUACCGAGCGGCUUGGCGCGUUAGUUCCAGGAUUACGCCUGCAGGCAUGGACAACGCCUCUAGACUGGGCAGCCAGGGGAAGAAGCGUCGCGGCCACUGGCGACUCUAGAACGGGCUAUUCUGGCUCCUUUUACGGGGAUCUGGUGCUGCUGAAAAGGGGAUUUGAGCAGCCCCUCUGGCUUUUCUCCUUUCUAUUCCCUCUCCACAGGCUGGAGCUUUGUUCUUUUCUGUGUUUGGAUGUGCGCAGCGAAAUAUUCCGACCCCUCCGCCGUAAUCCCCGAUGGGUCUCUAAAGAACCCGUCCUUUCCUAGUUUUGAGAUAGCCACAGAUCGCAAGCGGAUUCUCGCCCGAGUGCCACCGGAGCCUCCAUGCCUGGGCUGCUCGUCUCGGAAGCAAAGGGAUGGCUCCUUUUUCCGAAGCUUCUCUCAACUGAGCGAAUGGGAAAUAAUUGGGGAAAUAAGUUUCCUGAGGUGAUUUGGAGGAGUUAAAAGUCCGCCGUUUUCAGCAAGAGGCAGCAGUCAGUGAAACAUCUCUACAAUAGCUAUCCCCAAUUGGAUCCUCAAGUCACAAACGAGCAAUUGCAAACUCUACUCCCCAGAAUACAUCCAAACAACCCCCUUAAAGCUUGCCCAUAAAAAGUCACCAAGAAUCAUGAUUGUAAGAGUCUGUGAAUGGCUGCCAGCUUUCCUGUUGGUCCUGCUUUACCUAAACUUCAAGUGACAAUUAUCUCUUGGUGCCAUAGCACAUGGAUUUCAGGACUGCAUGUGAAGAGUCAAAGACAGGGAUUUGUUUGCUACAGGAUGGUAAUCAGGAGCCUUUCAAAGUGCGGCUGCACUUAGCCAAAGAUAUUUUGACAAUUCAAGAACAAGAUGUCAUCUGUGUGUCUGGUGAACCAUUUUAUUCUGGAGAAAGAACUGUAACAAUUAGAAGACAAACUGUAGGAGGAUUUGGAUUAAGUAUAAAGGGAGGAGCAGAGCAUAAUAUUCCUGUGGUUGUUUCCAAAAUUUCCAAAGAACAACGAACGGAACUCUCAGGCCUACUGUUUAUAGGAGAUGCAAUUCUACAGAUUAAUGGAAUUAAUGUAAGAAAAUGCAGGCAUGAAGAAGUGGUCCAAGUUCUUCGGAAUGCUGGAGAAGAGGUAACCCUAACUGUGUCCUUUCUCAAAAGAGCGCCUGCAUUUCUGAAACUGCCCCUUAAUGAAGAUUGUGCAUGUGUUCCUAGUGAUCAAAGUAGUGGCACAUCCUCACCUCUGUGUGACAGUGGUUUACAUCUUAACUAUCAUCCCAAUAAUACGGAUACACUUUCGUGUUCUUCAUGGCCAACAUCUUCAGGUAUUAGAUGGGAAAAGAGGUGGUGUGACCUCCGAUUAAUUCCUCUUCUUCAUUCAAGAUUUUCUCAGUAUCUCCCAGGAUCAGAUAUGUGCAGGCAAAAUGCAUUCCAAGUAGUUGCUGUGGAUGGCAUUUGCAGUGGAAUAAUUCAGUGUCUGUCUGCUGAAGACUGUAUUGACUGGCUGCAAGCAAUAGCGAUUAAUAUCUCCAAUCUCACAAAGCACAAUAUUAAAAAAAUCAACAGGAAUUUUCCCGUAAACCAGCAGAUAGUCUACAUGGGUUGGACUGAGGAACGGGAACAAGAUUCUCUUCAGGACCGAAUGUACACACCAAAGUUUCUUGCACUAAGGGGUUCUUCACUUUAUAAAUUUUUAGCACCUCCAGUUACAACGUGGGACUGGACCCGGGCUGAAAGAACAUUUUCUGUAUACGAGAUCAUGUACAAAAUAUUCAAGGACAGUGAUAUACUGGAUCGGCGAAAACAUUGCUUUGGAGUACAAUCUGAAAUGGGAGAGGAUCUCUACUUCUCUGUGGAAUUAGAAUGUGAUCUCAUACUAUGGGAAAAGGCCUUCCAAUCAGCAACUUUUUUAGAAGUGGAGAGAAUACAGUGUAAGACAUAUGCCUGUGUUUUGGAGAGUCAUCUUAUGGGGCUUACCAUAGACUUUGGCAUGGGCUUUGUAUGCUUUGAUGCUGCAACAAAGGCUGUACUAUGGCGAUACAAGUUUUCCCAGCUUAAAGGGUCUUCAGAUGAUGGCAAGAGCAAAAUUAAAUUUUUAUUUCAAAAUCCCGACACUAAGCAGAUUGAAGCAAAGGAAUUGGAAUUUUCAAAUUUAUUUGCAGUUCUGCAUUGCAUCCACUCAUUCUUUGCAGCUAAAGUGGCAUGCUUGGACCCACUUUAUGUUGGCAGUCAAGCCACAACUGCCCCUACUUCUGCUUCUGUUGCUUCUUCUUCUUCUGCUACUACUACUGCCACAUCAUCUGGCAUCUGCAAAUUAAAAUAUAUGACUUGAUAACUCCCAGUCCUGUACUUGUAUCCUUCCACAAGUAUGUAAGACUGCUGUAUAAAUAUUUAUCAGCUUAUUCCUUGAAGAACACCAAGCAUUAGAACCGACUCAAGACAUGUGGCACCUUUCUACGGAACAUGGUCAUAUGGGAUCAUAAAUUAAAUCUCAAUUUUACAAAGCAACAGUACACAAUGAAGCUGGAAAUCCCAUUGUGGAACAAUAUCUUUUUACUAUAAUUUGAUUGUGCUUUGACAGCAUUCAAAGAAAAAGAAACAAAAAUAACUGAUACAUCACCAUGCUUAAGCAUUUAAUACAAUUUUCAAAUCUCAAUAAUAAUAGAGCAGUAUAAUUUCCUUGUUUCCAAAUGUUUUUUAUAUAACAAUUUACUCAGCUCUGUAUUUGAAGUAACAUUCUCUUGAUAGACUAUAUAUGAAAGAAUGACAAGCAAAAGGCAUAGAGCGUGUAAGAAUCAUGAACUAUCCAUGAAAAGUGAUAACUCCUUAAAAAAAAAAAAAGAAAGCACCUUAAAUAUCAUUGCUAUUUUGUGUCAUUUGGUCAUCUUUAUUUUGCUUUCAAGCCAUUAUUGUAAUGAUCAACAUAUAGCCAUAUUAGGCCAACAGUUUUAAAAAUUAAAUAUAAAUAUAUUGAAGCCAUUCACAGUUGAAACCUACACUAUAAGCCAGUUAGACUUUGUGUUCACAGAGAGCAGAAAAGGGCUUAUGGGGGAAUAGGGGGAACUUACAUAAUUGCGUGUUCCUCUUACACAGUUGUUGCAUAAAAACAAAACGUUUGAUUGUUUGUAGCAUUUGUCAGAAUGCCCCAAUAUACUUUAUUUUUGUCUGUAUAAAAUGUUGGAUUACAAACAAUGGAACGGGAGGUGUCAUUUUCUGUUUUUCCCUGGAUUUAUAAUGGUUAGACUUUUCUUCUUCUUUCUGGUUUCAUUUUAAGUGUUUCCUAUUGCCUCUUUUUAAUGAUCACAACUGGAAGAGCUCAGGGCUAACAGUGUGCAAAUCCUGCUGUAUGGGAACUCUUUUUCUGCUAUAGCAAAUUAUUGUGUCCCCUGUCAUUCAAUCUAAAAAAAAUAUGAGCAUUUACAACAUCCACAUUUUCUCAGACUUAACAUUUUAUUCUGGAGUAGAAUAUUGAAACUGAAGUAUUAGAAUGAAACAGUAGUUUAAAUUUAAAUUAAGAAUAGUUAAAAUUCUUCGCUUUAAAUCAGAUUGUUUUGACCUGACAACUCUUAAUAUAUAAGGACAGCAGCUUCCAGAUGCAGGUUUCCAUUCUAAGACAUACAUGCAUCAUUGUGCCAAUGACAUGGCUCAUACUGAUGCAAAUUACAUAAUGCAUGUUACUUGCGUAACAACAUCCUAAAACCUGUGCUGUCUCUUGCCUUCCUGUGUGCACACCUGUUUCCGACAGCAUUCUGUAGAAAAAUUCCAAAAGUUUCUAUCUCAGUACAUUUGGGUUCAUUACUUUUGGGAAGGUUGCCUUAAACCCACAAAGUAUUGUAUUUCUAGAUGCAGAUUUGAUUUAUUGGUGAAAUCUAGUAUUCAGAGUGGUUUUAAUAUGACUUAAUUGGAAGAUAAUGUUACAUUAUGCCUGCUGUUAUUACAUUUUAUAAAGAAAUUUCUUAUAAUCUGCCAAAUUUGGUUCUUAAUUCCCAAACAUACUGAUUUACAAUAAAAUCUUGUACAAAGUUUAAUUUUUAAAUGCAAUUUUCAUAUUGUCUACCAAACAGCAACUAAGAAAUAAGUCUCUUAUUCUCAUUAGGAACUUAUUUACACUUUUGUAGCUUAACUAACAAUUAUUAAAAAUCACCCUACAAUAAAAAAAGUUUUUUUUUAUUCUCAUAGUAGUUAGAAAAAGAAUUGAGAAGUUCUAAAAAAAAACAACCUAAGAUGGAAUUCUUAUCAUUGUAAUCCUAAAUAUAUAAUAAUCCCUUUCUAGAUAUGUUCUUUAAUAAGUAUCAUCUUCAACUAUAAUAUUUAUAGAUUGAUUUUAAUAUACUCCUUAUAUGUAAAAUAUCAAGUGUUGGAAAAACACGUUUCAGAGUAUGCCAAUAAGAACCCUUUUUGCUCAUAAUGUAAGGACUGGGCAGAUCCUUCAAAAGAGGUAUUUCAUAACCCAUAGUAGGAAAAGGCAUGGCCAAGUGGCUCUUCAUACAUUCAAGGGUAGCUGAGAGCAGUUUAGGGAGCAGCCAUGUCAAUCUGAAAAAAGAGACAUGAGUGGUUUAAUUGUGUGUGCAUGAGUGCUAGAGAGAGAGAGAGAGCGAUCCUCCUUCAACUCUCAUAUUUGAAAGUGCUUACAGUAUUUCAACACAUUUGCAUAAUCUGAAUAAGAAGAGAGUUCCUCUCUGACAAUAAAGCGACCAUCCUAAAUGCAUUAGAAGAGCCAGCCACUGUGAUAUAACUUUUUCUAUAUACUAUGUGCACACACACAAAAUACCUAAAAGGAGUUAUAUGCAUGCCUUUUAAAUUAUUUUAUGAUGAAUGUUGAGGUGAAAUUGUAAAUUUUGAACCAUUAUAUGAGUCAAUAACAUGCUAGGUUCCAACAAACAAUUAUGAUUUUCUUUUCAUUAAAUAAGCUUAGUUUUUCACUGGGCAUCAUCAUGCACAAAUUUAGGGUGCAUAAACAAGAUUUAAAUCAGUGUAACCAAAUUUUAUGUACAAUUCUCUAUUGCCAUUAAUCAACAAAUGCACAGGAAAAACUCAGUUCUCUCCAGAGCAUUCUUAAGUUUAUUAAGGUUAUUUUAUUUUCCACCAAAGGUGGUUCAUCUCCUACUUCUUUUGCCUCAUCAUGAUUUCCUACAAAAAAAUGGGAUGUGAUUUUCCACAAACUGUGUGCUACCUUCUAUACAAAGCCACAGUAGUUAUUUAGAUUAAUACACAUAUUAGUAUGCAUGGACAAAAACAGUUUAAAUAAGUUCACUUUACAAAUCAGCUACCUAGAAAAUUGCCUCUCUGAAUUUUGAUCAAAUGUAAAAACAUAGCACAAAUAUAUUAUAAUGUAAAAUAGCCUAUUUUUACAAGUUUUAUUCGCUUUUUAGUUACUUAUAUUCCAAUUAUUUCUAGCUAUCAUUAAAAUAAUUUGGAAGGAAGAAAUAUAUUUUAACUCCUAAUGUCACCAACAUUUCAUAUUAUAGCUAGACAAGCAUAUCUUGGUUUGAAAUUUAUAGCAGUAAGUUAGAGGGGGAUCUAUACUCCAUGUCUCCCCAUUUUCGAAGAAAAGAAAACAAUUUUCUAUUGUGUUUCAGUUUACAUUGUAUAAUAGAGACAGCAAAUGAAAUUGGUACGCUAGAAAAAAAUAUGUCACUUACACAAUGGCACUGAUCUGCCUGCUUUUCAAAAAUUGGGAAGAUUAUUUAGUAGUGAACCUAGUGUACAACAUUUACACAAUCUCCACAUAUCAUUAAAGAUACAGUACAUUUUGUAAAGCCAAGAAGAAAGAUUUCCAAGGUGAAUCACCUAUUCUGCUCCAUGAAAUAUAUAAAAGCAGGACAAGAUGAAGAAAAUACUUUAAAGUAUAAAGUUUAAAGAUUGAUAGAGUUAUCAAUUACCUAAACAAAAUAAUAUAUGUUAUAAUCAGGAAACUGUACCAUGGUUCUUAUACAUGUUGUAUAGUAGAAUACAAAUUCUUUGAAAUCAGAAUAUUAUUUGCCAGGAUGUUACUUGGCAAUGUAAUGUGAUAUAUCAAAAUAUUCCCCUUGUACAUGUAGCAUAUUGACACAAAGAGAGAGAUGGCGUAUGAUAUGGGAAAACAAAGCCAAGAUUCACUAGCAUCUACCAUUUGAUGCAAACACAGCAAAUUGUAGGUUUAUCAUAGCAUUUAGUGAAAUUAUUCCAUAUUGUUUACAAUUACGAAUUCAUGAUAACAUCUGACAGAAUGACCCAUUAGUCAUUGGAUUUGUCCAUUUUGUGAAUUAUCUAAAUCAAGGAAUUAUAAUAAUAAUAAUAUAUUAUAAUAAUAUAAUAAAUAUAAUAAAUUUGACUCAUAUAAAUUCACAACUGCUGUCUUUGGGAGAAAACAAUCUAAAUAUUUAUAAUUAGAACAAAUGAAUAUAUUGACUUUAAUAGAAACAAUGAAAAGUCAAGUAUAUGUGUAAAGCAUGAUUACAUAUAAAACAGUUACAUUUAUUAUUCAAUUUGUAAUUCAUGUAACAAUGAAUAUUCAUUAAUGAAAAUUAUCUUGAUUGUGCCUUAAAAAUGCCACUCUUUACAUGCUGCACAAUUACAAUAUAAUUGCAAUAUAUUAAUUUCUUAUAGUUGUGACCAGUAUACCUGGUCAUAUGUCCCAAACUGGCUGUUACGAAAUUAUGUUAAAAGCUAUAAAACAACAUGACAUUCAAAUCAAUCAAUUUGAAUUACAUAGUCAAAUAGAAUUAAGAGAUUAAUUAUGUAGUCCUACUUCAUUUAUUUAAUGAUUAUAUAAUUUGUGGAUAUGGAGAAUGUUUGAAAAAUGUAGCAUUAUCAUUUAAAAUGAAUAUUUGAAGUCCACACAUCUUAAAUUAAUUGAAGUUGAGAAACACUGUUCUAAGAACCUAUACAAGGUAGAGAAGAAAUAUCUAUGAUAUUGUUUCAGUGGUGCCUCCAGCCUUCCCAGGUAGCUCCUGGGUGAAAAAGCAGGAGACAGAAAACCCAUAGUAAAUUUGAAGACCUUGGAUCCCAGUAAUAGAGUGAUAGUAACAGAAAAUGAUAGCUUAAGGUUGCAAUAUAUGAGUUAUUUUGAAAAGAGUAUAUUUAAACGAAAUGUCACCUUUCUAUUUUUAAAGCCACAACAUAGAGCAAAUAUUGUUUAUUUUAAUAUGAAGAUUUAAGAUGAAUUGUUUCAAUAGGCACUUUUAAACCAUAACUUUUCUUGAAAUUUUCAGAGCUUCAGAUAAUGAGGAGGAUGCAUACGUUACAUAGUAUAGGUAGCAUUAUUUAACAGGCAAUUUGGAAUGGUGAUAUUAGGAGACUCCUAAUAUCCUAAUAUCCUAAUAUCCUAAAGUCACCUAAUAUCCUAAUAUCCUAAAGUCACUCCUGAGCACAAUGUCAGCUAGGGGUCCAUGGGGCAGUUAUUCUCUUUCAGCCCUAAGAAAGAGGCACUAGCAAACCACUCCCCCCAGAAAAAAUAUCUUGACAAAGAAACUGCAGGAAUUAAUCUAGAAAAAUUUGCCAGAAGUCAGAAACUGACUUGAAAACUGAAAACUCUCUCUCUCACACACACAGAGAGAGAGUUUAAAAUAGCUUACAGUACUCAGAUGUAAAAGAAAUUGGUAUUUAAGAUGCUAAACUUCCUAACUGAAAAAGGUGAAGAUAGCAAGGGAAGUAACAGGAUUAAUAUUUAACGAAGUCAUCAAAGUAUGUAGUCAUGAAGGAGCAUUCACCUAUUUUUCUUUAAAACUAUUUUUUUUCUCUAUAAGCCAUUUUAAAAGAGAAGGCAUGAUAUAUUCUAGAGAACUGAAUUCUAGAGAACUGUAGAGGACUCUGGCACUUCCAGAGCAAAUACUCUGACUAUAGUGACUCCAGAUUCCCAGUUUUUAAUAUGGCAACUAAACUUCUACUCUAUUGAAAUCUAUAGUACAUUUUAGUACAUUAUCUUACAGAAGCCUGCAUAGAACCAGGUGCAAACUAUGAAGGCUCCUUCACGUUAGAUGAUAAAACUAAUGACAUAAAGAAGCUAGCAAUCUGAUGCCACUGUUGGUGGUGCUUAAAAUAACCUUGUAAUACACUCUUUAGGUGAAUAAAACAAAAUGUUCUUAACAUUUCAUAUAAUAGUGGAUUCAGUAAUGUUUUUCAAUAAUAUAUCAGUUCUGCUGCCACUCUCAACAAAUUGUAUAUUAUUUUCUCUACCACUAUUAUACUAUAAUCCUUAGGCUAUUCUGUAUUAUUGAAGAUAGGAGCAAAGGGCACAAGGAAACAUUUAAAUAGAAAUAUUGAUGGCAGAGAAUAUUAUAGCACGUGGCUGGUCAUUUGUAUUGAAAUAAUGUGUACAUAGGGUCUUCGUUUGGAGUCUGCGGACAUUUAAAGUUGACAAUUACAUUAAUCUGAUUUUCAUGAAAUAAUUUGCAGUGUUUUAAUAAUAUCAAUCACUCUUAGAAAAUGAAUCCCUGUGGAAAUGACUGAAAAUUUCAUGAAAUCUAUAAUUUUUAUGUUACAAAAGAGAAAAUGCUUUGAUUUGCUUGGAUUCAGAUAUUGGCCUCCAGUUCAGAGAUAGAUUAUUCCUGUUGACAAAGUGCUUUAUGAAUCAGCGUGCACACAAAUCACAGUGAUUGCAGAUAGAUUAGUGCAAGCACGAAACCCCUAGGACAUCUCUGUAUUAAAUGAAGAAAUGUGUAAUGUGUUUGUAUGUAUGCUUUCUUCCUUUUGAUACAAACAGAGCCACUGAACAAUCAGUGACAGAGCAGCAAAUUAAAGUAUUGAAAAGGUUUACUUAUAAAAUUUAAUUGGUCACAGGAUUAUAGCCAAAGUAUGUUUCUAAAUAAUGCGACUGAGAAAUGAACAAAAUUGUCAUAUAGUUAUUAUUAAUCUAUGAGAAGCUUCCUUGAUUUAAAGUGUUAUCCCAUUCAACUAUUCUAAAGUUAUGAGUUUUAAUCAUUCUUAUAAUAUUAAAUUCUGAACACUACUGAACAACAUGGUUUCAUUUAUUUCUAUAAUUUUAAAGAUAUUUUUCUCUCACUUUAUGAUAUAAUUAUAUCUGAGUAAUAUAUAUAUAUAUAUAGGAUUGGAAAAUUACUAUUUUUGAAGGAAAUACAAUUUCUUGGCAAAGAAUAUUAAAAUAACAUCAGCUACGUUUUCCCUUAUAUAAAAAAUGAUCUGAUUUAGGUUUCUUCUCAUUGCUUUGUAUGUUGUAAUAUCUCAUAAAUUUUAAAUACUGACUGGGGAAAAUGGCGGAGCAAAUGUAAGAUAAAGUAUUAUAUAUUUUAUAAAUACCGAAGUUUAAAAGACCUCAUGAAACGUUCUAAAUAUUUAUUUUGUUUUUAGUUACAUUUGUGGCUAUUUGUAAUGUUUUGUGACUCAUAAGUCAUCUAGUUGUUUAAGCUUUCACUGUACCUCUAAUAAAACAUUCCCUCUGUUUCAUUUUGUUUCCUUGAUUUGUAAUCAACCAUAAUCAAAACAAAAAUAAAAUACUUUUUUAAACUA
This is a messenger RNA of Ahaetulla prasina, 10850 nucleotides long. RefSeq names its product syntrophin gamma 1 (gene SNTG1). Gene Ontology annotation, cellular component: intracellular anatomical structure; dystrophin-associated glycoprotein complex. The record is from RefSeq and is a predicted model, not a curated record. Gene Ontology annotation, molecular function: protein binding; structural molecule activity. NCBI's taxonomy places the organism in Eukaryota, Metazoa, Chordata, Lepidosauria, Squamata, Colubridae. Bases 2143 to 3735 code for a protein of 530 amino acids. The transcript has 20 exons.